CCGGAAGUCGCGUCAUCUCGUGCGUUUCUUGUGUCAGUGCGACACAGCGCGAGGGAUUAAAUAAAACAGCGAUGUCGUUUUGCUCUUUUUUCGGCGGAGAGGUCUUUAAAGACCACUUUAAACCAGGGAUUUACGUUUGCUCCAAGUGUGACCAUGAACUGUUCUCCAGUCGCUCCAAGUACGAGCACUCGUCCCCCUGGCCGGCCUUCACAGAGACUAUCCACGAAAACAGUGUAUCCAAAUAUAAGGAGAGGCCCGGGGCUUAUAAGGUGAAGUGUGGGAAGUGUGGAAACGGACUGGGGCAUGAAUUUGUGAACGAUGGUCCAUCCAAGGGGGUUUCUCGCUUCUGAAUAUUCAGCAACUCACUGAAGUUCGUCCCUAAAGAUAAGGUUGAUGGACACUAAGGUGAGCUGUGAAGAAGGAAAGCUGAAUGAUUAGAAGCUCCUCUGUGCUGCUGAAGGUGUGGACAGUGAAUGAAGUGUUCUGGGACAAAGUCCUCUCAGGGAGCACCGGGACUCGGAUGAAUAAUGGCCUCACUGAAGAGCAAGGACAGAGCAGCGCAGGAAACCCUUAAAUUAUGCAAUUAUCACAGAUUAAACUGCUAGAUUGACAGCACAAAUCACAUCAUACACGCACAGACUAUUUAUAUCAAGUUGGUGCUUUUUAUUAGCCUGAAAAAGUCUUUUCUGGAAGUUAAUCAGUAAGUUUGGAAAGCAUAUGACAUACAUGUAAUAUUCAUUCGUUUAUUCUAUCAGAUAAGCAUUUAAUGCAAAUUGUGCACAAUGAUUUCUAUGUUUGAAAUAAAAGUCAAAUAAAUAUGAUUUUCAUCAUA
Messenger RNA from Girardinichthys multiradiatus, 832 nucleotides. Its product is annotated as methionine-R-sulfoxide reductase B1-A-like. The record is from RefSeq and is a predicted model, not a curated record. Lineage: Eukaryota; Metazoa; Chordata; Actinopteri; Cyprinodontiformes; Goodeidae. The transcript has 4 exons. Gene Ontology annotation, molecular function: peptide-methionine (R)-S-oxide reductase activity.